AUGUCUACACCGGCUUUAGUUCUGGAGAACCAGCCAGUGUGUAAUAUCUGUUAUAAUAAACCAUCAGAUCCAGUAAAGAUACCAUGUCAACACCAGUUCUGCCGAUCAUGCAUCAAACAAUACGUCAUCAACUGCCCAGAAGCAGAUAAAUUCAAAGGAUUUGGUUGUCCAGUAUGUCAAGAGUUUGUACAGAAGCCUAUAAUGGCUGGAUCACGACCUAAAGAACAAUGGGCUGAAUAUCUACCAACUGUCAAUCUUUCUGAUAGAAAACCUGAUCUACUUUCAGGACAAAAUGAUGAUCUAAAAUGUGCAGCAUGUCGAGAAGCAGGACUACAGAAGAUGGCCACACUGUGGUGUCAGCAGUGUAAUGAUGCAUAUUGUCCAGAAUGUUCGGCGUCACACCGAAAUUUCCCGUCAACUAGAUCUCACGCCCAAGUACCCAUAGCUUACAUUUCACCAAGAGAUAGAAAGAGCAAUGAAUCCCAAACCUGUCCACAACACCGGGAUAGCAAGGUGGAAUUUUAUUGUGCUGCCUGCGACACGCUCAUCUGUCCAUCUUGUGCAUUUGUGAAUCACAGGAAAUGUGAAAAGGUGGCUACCAUUAGUGGUGCAAGCAAUGUUGCCAAAGGAGAAUUGUCAAACAAGAUCCAAAGAGUUCGCAAGCGGUCCACGGAAUGCCAAAGCAUGUUAUCUGACAGUAACACAAUGAUCAGAGAACUGCAGGUCAGUCGAGAACGAACAGAAGCCUCCAUCAAAGGAUUUUCUGAUCAACUGACACAAACAAUUGCCGAAAACAGAGAUAACAUGCUAUCCAACAUAUCCCAUUCUUUUAAUACCGAAGAAAGUCGGCUUCAAACAACAAAAGCUAAAUUACAGGACCAUAUCGUGGAACUGGAAGGAUGUGAACAGAGCAUUGAAAAUGUUCUGAAUUCUCCUUCCGAAGCGGAAUUACUUAGUAAACUGGGCAAGACUAAGAGACUUUACGAUGCAUCGCUGCAAAAAGUAAUCGAACCCGCUGAAAUUGUACCAAUCAAGGUAGAUUUCGAACCAAACACUUCGUUACUGGAUGUUCUGGAUUCCUCUCAGCUCGGUGAAACAAUAGUUGGCUCUGUAGAUAAAGAAAAACCGAGACUUGAAAAAGGUGCAGAAGAACAAGUGGAUCAGUUGAAGAGCAUCAAAAUCAAGGCUAAAGAAAGAAAAACUUCUAAGCAAAAAGUGAAAUUUAAAAAAUCGAAACGGUCAAAGCGACGAGGGUCUGGUUCGGAGGUACUUUCUUCCCACCAAGGAGCAUCGUCCUCAAGAAGUGAGAAGUUGAAAGCGCCAAAACAAGAGAGGGUAAGGGUCCUUCAGAAGCAUAAAACUAUAACUACAGAUAUACCUGGAGACAGUUUGAAAUCCUCGACCACAAGUAUUGUAGUAUUGUUUGUAAAUGGGGUAUUGACAAUCGUAGUGGCAGAUCAUAAUAACUAUGCUUUAAAAUCAUUCUAUACCAGUAUGAACAUUGAUAGACAAUCUAAAAUGUCUGUAGAUUCUAAGCCUUGUCACGUGGCAAAACUUGGAAACAAUACUGUCGUUGCUACCAUGAAGCGUUUGAAGAAGAUCGUAGUCGUAAAAGUGAGUCCAACGUUAACCAUGGUAGAUAGGAUCCGUACCAGUAAGCAUUAUAAUUGCAUUACAGCUCUGGCCGACGACCGCUUGGCUGUAAGUACUACUCUAGAAGCUGAAGUCUCUAUUGACAUCAUAGAUCUUGAAGGUCAGAUUCUACAUUCCAUUGUCCCAGAUCCAGAGGAGCAUCUUCUCUUCUCUGAACCUAAAUAUCUAACAGUCACGCCAUCUGGUACAUUAAUGAUGGCUGACAAAGAUGUUCCGUACAUCACCAACUUCACACAAGCUGGGAAACUUCUUUUCAAAACUGGUCCUAAACAAACUGCCGAUUUGGAAGGUAUGCAUGGAUUCUUCUGCAGCGAGGACGAAGAACUGUUCAUCCCCGACAAGAAAAACAACCGUAUCAUAAUACUGCAAGAGGAUGGUGAAGAAAUCACGACAUUUUUGACAGCUGAAGAUGGUAUUGAUCAGCCACAAGGGGUAUUUAUUGAUGACCUCUAUCAAAUUUACGUCUGUCAAGCUAACAGUAAAAUAACCAUAUUUAAAGAAGUUGAAAUAGCUGUAAAUUGA
Lottia gigantea (owl limpet) is the source of this 2175-nucleotide messenger RNA. RefSeq lists its product as hypothetical. The transcript is spliced from 2 exons. Bases 1 to 2175 code for a protein of 724 amino acids. NCBI's taxonomy places the organism in Eukaryota, Metazoa, Mollusca, Gastropoda, Lottiidae. The record is from RefSeq and is a predicted model, not a curated record. Gene Ontology annotation, molecular function: zinc ion binding.